Messenger RNA from Strongyloides ratti, 249 nucleotides. RefSeq lists its product as hypothetical. NCBI's taxonomy places the organism in Eukaryota, Metazoa, Nematoda, Chromadorea, Rhabditida, Strongyloididae. The record is from RefSeq and is a predicted model, not a curated record. The coding region runs from base 1 to 249 and encodes 82 amino acids. The transcript has 4 exons.
AUGAAAUAUUUGUCGUUUAUUUUUAAAUUUUUUUUAUUAUUUAAUUUAUUAUCAUUAUUAAAAGCAUUUUUAAUUAUCGAUGAAACAAAAAAUAUUUAUUAUAACAAUAGGAUUAAAAGAAAAUUUGUAGAUAAUAGUUCUGAAGAAGAUGGCAAAAACUUGAUUGCAUCACUUCUAACAAGUAAAAAAAGAGGAAAUGAGUUUCUUUAUCUACCUUGGGAUUGGUUUGAAAGUUUUUUUUAUCAAUAA